Messenger RNA from Dentiscutata heterogama, 190 nucleotides. The record is from the annotation of a GenBank genome assembly. Lineage: Eukaryota; Fungi; Glomeromycota; Glomeromycetes; Diversisporales; Gigasporaceae.
CAUAGUUCAAAGCUUUGCACUUGCUCUAGAAAUAGAUUUAAUAGAAAACAACACCCAGCCUGGAGCAACAACUACUACAACAAAUAGUAUUCAAUCUAUAAUGGAUCUGACAACUACUUCUAUUAAAGCAUAUACACUUCCAGAGAACAACUCCACAUUAAUAAAUACAAAUAAACACUUCAAAGAAUAA